Molecule: messenger RNA, 1622 nt
Organism: Nicotiana tabacum (common tobacco)
Lineage: Eukaryota; Viridiplantae; Streptophyta; Magnoliopsida; Solanales; Solanaceae
Source: RefSeq, a predicted model, not a curated record
ACUUUUGUAUUAUUACUGAUACUCAACAUGUUAAGUUUCUCAUAUUCAACUGAGUGAUUGCUUGUCAAUUGUUGUAGACUAUUCCCACUGCCUGUUUGUUAUGCUGUUUGUGAUCAUAUUUUGAUUAGGCUCUCAUGUUAAAGACCUUCAUGUGAAAACUGCUACUCACUUGUUCCUGACAAUACUGGAAAACGACCCUAUCGCGACGGACCUUUUGGCAACAGUUAUGAAACCGUUGCUAUAGACAUGAUAUUGCAAUGAUUAUAACCGUUACAAUAAUAUCCGGGGUGCUAUCAAUACACUUUGGUUAUUAAACCAUUGCAAUUGUGUAGAGACCGUUGCCAUAGGUUCUGUUUUAUGCGACGGUUUUCAUAACCGUCCCAAUAGAUUUAUUUGGAAAAACGAAUCUUGUGAAAAAAUUUCUACUGGGACGGUUUUUAAUUCCCUCCAUAUUUUCCCACCUCAUUUUUUGCUAAACCCGCCAAAACCUCCUAUUUUUUUUAUUUUCUAAUUUUCAUAAUACUCUAAACAUAGCUUUUUCUUUUUUCUUUACCCAAACUCUAGAAACAAAAUCAGAAGGCAGAACCCCAUCCUUAUAGCUUCCUCUCCAAUUUUCUAGGAUUUUCUCAACGACGCCCGUCUGUCUGCUCUGUCGGCUGCAAAAUUAUCAUGUUCACACAGACCUAACUCACUAGUAGAACUAUCAAUCACAGAGCCCAUCGUUGCUUUCCAUGGAUAUUGUAGAUAAAAGUUGGAUGAAUCUCCUAAGAUGGACGGAUUUGAAACAAUUCAAAAUGCUUGGAGAAGGUAUAAAAGUCAGUUGAAGAAAGAUCACUAUGAAGCCUAUGAAAAUGAUGAACUUCGAAUGGCAAAAAGGCCUAAAAAUGUUCUAGAAUCUGAAUUUAAGGAUCUCCUUAAAUAUUGGAACUCCGAUAAGGCUCAAGCUGAAAUGGAGAACAUUCAAUCAACUCAUGAAACUGAAGAAGGCAGUCAAUCAGUUGAUGCAUUUGCAUCAGUCAUGGGACCUGAGCAUCCAAGUCGCUUAAGAUUGUAUGGACGUGGGGUUACCAAGACUGUCUUAAAAGGUAAAGUGAGAGAUUUUGGACCCUCUUUAAAUGCUACUAAUGAGAUGAUGCAGCAAAAAAUGGAGGAAAUAGAAGUGAGAAUGCAGCAAAAAAUGCAAGAAAAAUUCAAUGCACAAAAGGAUGCUAUGAAACAAGAAAUUACAAUCAACGUUGUUGCACAACUUCAAAGUCUGAACCCAGAAUUACGUCUUGAUCCUAAUAUGUUAACAUUUUAUGCUCGUUCACCUGGAGAAGCUUCCUCUGAACAACAAGCUGCUAUUCAACUCAUAAAUCGUCCAUCUGCCGGUAGCAACAAUCAAGGUGGAGAAAAUGAAGAAAAGGAAGACGAAAGCGGUGAAGAAAUAGACCUCACUUGAAAAGAUUUUUAGAUUUAUACUGAAACUUUUGAUUUAGUAGGAAUCUUUUGGUAUCAGAUAUUUUGAAACUUAUGCCAACUAUUGAAAUGUAAUAUCUAUGCACUUGAGUAAGAACACGUUUUGCUUUUAUGGAUAUUAAUUACUAGCUUUUUGGAUGAUUUGGAUUAUUAAUGUUAUGAAU